This is a messenger RNA of Centropristis striata (black sea bass), 2547 nucleotides long. RefSeq names its product perforin-1-like. The coding region runs from base 37 to 1800 and encodes 587 amino acids. Gene Ontology annotation, biological process: leukocyte mediated cytotoxicity. The transcript is spliced from 4 exons. The record is from RefSeq and is a predicted model, not a curated record. NCBI's taxonomy places the organism in Eukaryota, Metazoa, Chordata, Actinopteri, Perciformes, Serranidae. Gene Ontology annotation, molecular function: pore-forming activity; calcium ion binding.
CAUCAGUUUGCAUCAGUAACCCAACUUAUACACAACAUGUUGCUGUUGGAUAUUUGCAUCUAUGCCAGCCUCAUGCUGUCCCUCCCUCAGUGCACAUAUCAAUCGUGCAGAGAGGGGACACCCAGACAGUGCGUAGAAGCAGAAUUUGCUCCAGGUACUAAUUUAGCCGGCGAAGGCUUUGAUAUCACCAAAAUGGAGCGCAAGGGAGCCUUUGUGCUUAACAUGAAUCAGUGGAAACGCAAAGACAAAACCUGCACAAUUUGUAACAACCCCUAUCUGGAGAACAAAAAGCAAAAGCUCCCCUUAUCGGUGGUGGACUGGAGAACAAAGCAGUCCUGCAGCAGGAGAGUGACCAGUACACUCCACCGAUCCAGUGAGUCUCUCGUCAGUUCUAGCUCCUCUUCUGUGGAAAACAACUGGCAGGCCAGUUUAGAUGUUAACGCGGCUGGAAGGGGUGGCUCAUUGAUGUUAGCUGGUACAAAUUCUAAACUGGCUGAAUACUCCAUGGAAAAAACAAAGAAUGACAAGUUCAGCUUCACUAGCCAAAGCAUGUCCUGUGAGUACUACAGCUACAGAGUGUCUAGCACUCCCAGGUUGCACAGAGAAUUUCAAAAGGCAGUGAAACAGCUCCCCAAAAUCUACAGCCCUGAGUUCAAGCAACGAUUUUACAAACUGAUUGACAACUUCGGAACCCAUUACAUCACCAAGGUGAAGUUGGGAGGAAGUGUUCAAUCUGUGACCAGCAUCAGGGAGUGCAAGGCCAACCUAGAAGGCCUCAGUGUGGAGGAGGUGCAGAUGUGCCUGGAAGUUGAGGCGUCCGCCAGCAUCCAAGCUGAAGCAAAAAUUCAAGCACAACACUGCAAGAAGGACAUGGACCGGAUGGAAAGUAAGGCAUCUUUCUCCGGCCUCUUCAAUGACAGGUUCACAGAAAUAAAGGGGGGCCAUACCACAGAGCCAGACCUUCUCUUCUCUGCUGACAAAGAUCCAUCAGCCUACAAAGAAUGGCUGAACUCGCUACCACAGAACCCUGACAUAGUCUCAUAUUCCCUCGACUCUCUGCAUGAGUUACUGCCUACUAACACCCCUGCACGGAAGAACCUGCGCUCAGCUAUCAGCCAUUACAUCCUGGAGAAAGCUCUGUGGAAGAACUGUAGCGAACGCUGUCAGGCUGGGAGGAAGAGCAACCCGACAGAUAGCUGCGUCUGCCAAUGCCACAAUGACCCUGCUGUAAACCAAGACUGCUGCCCCACCCUUAAGGGCAUGGCACGGGUCAUCAUUACUGUACAACGAGCUUCUGAUCUUUGGGGAGAUACCACCACAGCCACAGAUGGCUAUGUCAAAGUGUCCUUCAACGGGCAAAUUGUCCACCGUACUCCUGUCAUAUACAACAACAACUACCCGCGCUGGGCUGCGACAGUCGACCUGGGAACCCGGGAUUUAUCCUCAGGACAUAAAGUGAGAUUUGAAGUGUGGGAUGAGGACAACAAGUGGGACGACGACCUGUUGGGAGACUGUGAGCAAGGUCUGUCUGCUGGAGUCAAGGAGGAUCUCUGUAACCUGCAACAUGGCAAGCUGUUCUUCAAAUUGGAUGUGACAUGCGCUCCGAGUUUGAGUGGAGAUACAUGCAAAGACUAUAAAGCCUCGCCUAUGAGUCAAAGUCUGAAGAAGCUGUAUGUGUCCCGUCAUGCACAUCUUGUUCCAAAGGCCGUCCUCUUAGAGAUGGGUGUGUUUGUGGAUGAAACAAGCUCACAGAGAAACCAGAGUCUUACUGCCCAGAGCCAAAAGUUUGAUUUGAUGUGACCCCCAUGCUUGGCUUUACUGAUACUUCCAUAGCAACAUUACUCUUUUUAUUAGCUGAGGUUAAUAGAGGUUAAUUGAGGCUAAUCCUUUUAUCCGCAUACAACAUCCCUCAUUAAAUCUCUACUAAUCAAAAAAAAUGAGGAGUAUGACUGUUCGGGAGGAAUGUUUUAUGUAUUGACAGAGCAGGUGCAACUCAAUUAUAGAAAAUGUUCCUUAUAUUCAGCGCUUGUUUCAGUUUAAUUUACAUUUAAGUCUUAAACUUGUAGUUGCAAAGUUUGUAGUUUCUCUGAAUGAUUUAAGUUUUACUAUAGUUAGUGUAGGCCCUCAUUAGUAAAAGAUCCAAAUGACUGAAAUCCAAUCGUAAAAUGUUUUUAAAAUAUCUAAAAUAUGAACAAAAUUAGAGGCAGACAUGACACUGUUUGUAUAUCUGUUUUUUAUGCUGUAUCUGUGUAUUUGAAUCACAUAACACCCAUUGUACUUAAAACAUGGCUAAAGCAUUAUGCAGUAGUUGUGUAAAAGUUCUUGCAGCUGUCAAAAUGAGUUUUAUUAAAUGCAGUGUUUACUUACAAACGUACGCCUUUUUUACAUACUUCCACAUAAAAACAUAUUUGCAUAUUCUAUGUCUCGCACUUUUUUGUAGCAUAUUAUUAUAUAUACAAACAUUUAUAACGUACUAGUGUGUCUGAUGUAUUUUAUUAUUUUUGGCUUUUUUGCUUAUGUUUGUUUAUCCUGAAUAAAAACAUAAUA